Nicotiana attenuata is the source of this 1173-nucleotide messenger RNA. RefSeq lists its product as uncharacterized. The record is from RefSeq and is a predicted model, not a curated record. Bases 1 to 1173 code for a protein of 390 amino acids. The transcript has a single exon. NCBI's taxonomy places the organism in Eukaryota, Viridiplantae, Streptophyta, Magnoliopsida, Solanales, Solanaceae.
AUGAAUGGCCUUAAAGCUUUAAUUUUGCAAGAAACUCCAUGGGCAUAUUCUAUUCAUUGUUUUGCACAUCAAUUACAAUUGACGCUUGUAGCUGUUGCUAAAAAACACAAGGAGGUUGAGACUUUCUUUGCUAUUGUUACUAACGUGUUGAAUAUAAUUGGAGCUUCUUUUAAGCGUAGAGAUCAACUUCGGGAUCAUCAAGCAGAAUUGUUGGAGCAAUUGUUAGAGAGUGGUGAAGUUCAAAGUGGGAAAGGAUUAAAUCAAGAGCGGGGGCUUCAAAGGCCAGGUGACACUCGUUGGGGAUCACAUUGUAAAACAUUGGAUAACUUUGUUAUUUUAUUUUCUUCUAUUGUUCAUGUGCUUGGGGUGAUUGAAUGUGAAGGUGAUGUUAAUGAUAGGUUGCAAGCAGAAGUUUUUUCUAGUAAAAUUAAAGCAUUUGAAUUUGUUUUCUUGCUUCACUUAAUGUUGAAAGUAUUGAUAAUGUCAAACGAGUUGAGCAAAGCAUUACAGAAGAAAGAUCAAGAUAUUGUCAAUGCCAUGGUAUUUCUUGAUAUCACAAAGGAAAGAUUGCAAGGAAUGAGAGAUAAAGGAUGGGAACCAUUGAUGGAUGAAGUAUAUUUAUUUUGUGCAAAACAUGAUAUUUUGGUGCCCAAGAUGGAAGAAUUCUAUAUUCCUGGAGAGUCGAAGCGUAGGCCUUCUAGUGUUACUUAUUCACAUCACUUACGUGUUGAGCUUUUUUACGCCGUGAUUGAUUUGCAACUUCUGGAGCUUAAUAGUCGUUUUGAUGUUGUGAGUAGUAACUUGCUUCUUGGUAUGGCUAGCUUGAAUCCGACUAACUCAUUUGCUAAUUUUGAUAAGGAAAGAAUAAUGACGUUGGCCAAGCAUUAUCCCGAUGAGUUUGGUGAAUUGAAGCUUCGAGAUCUUAGUCGCCAACUUGACACUUUCAUAUGGCAUAUGCAAUAUGGUGACCCUAGGUUCUCUGAUUUGAAAGGAAUUGGUGAUUUGGCGAAAGCAUUGGUUGAAACAAAUCUUGUGGAGACUUAUUCACUUGUUUAUUUGCUUGUGAAGUUGACUUUAAUUUUACCUGUCGCAACUGCAACGGUGGAAAGAGCAUUCUCAUCUAUGAGUACAUCAAAGAUGAAUUGUGUAGUAGUAUUGGUGAUGCAUUUCUAA